Messenger RNA from Galleria mellonella (greater wax moth), 6200 nucleotides. Its product is annotated as zinc finger protein 579-like. The transcript has 2 exons. Lineage: Eukaryota; Metazoa; Arthropoda; Insecta; Lepidoptera; Pyralidae. The record is from RefSeq and is a predicted model, not a curated record. Bases 424 to 2292 code for a protein of 622 amino acids.
UCUGAGCGGCUUGAACGUUUUUAUUAUUAUUAAUAUAUAUUUAUAUUUCGUUUUAAUUUACAAGUUUUCCAUGGUUCAUAAUUUUAAUAUUUUUAUACCGUUUUAUACAAUAAUAAAGUGUUUAUAGAUAGGCGUAAUUACAACAUUGAACGAACUUUUUUAAAACUACAAAAAGCGAAUCGGGAGUAUUUCGGCAAAAACAAAUUCAAGAUAGCAACAUUUAAGUUUUGACAGCAAGUUUUGGGCGGGCGAGUUUGACAGUUCGCGGGUUCGAAAUUUAAAAUUGACGUUUGAAUUACAACAUGGCGGACUGUGUGUUUGUCGGCGUGUUCGCCGGGUUCGUCGACCUCGCCGGACCUUCGCAAUAGGAUGAUAAACUUCCAAAAUAUUUGACGUCUGCUCUAUCCAUGCGGCGGUGACGCGAUGUCAGUCGCGCCGGCGGUGAAGCGCGAGCUGGACUUGGAGAGCGGCGGCGGCAGUCCCGGGCGAAAGCGGCGCAAACAGGCGGCGCCGACGCGCGCGCCCCAGCCCUUGCCGCCUCCGCCCCUCGACCUGCACGCCAAGAUGGCCGACAUCUACAAGAGCGCCCUCGCCUUCGGGGAACUCGCCCUCCCCACCUUCGAUCCUUUAGCCGCAUUCCGUCUGCUCCCCCGUCACGAACCACCUAGAAUAUUCAAUCCCGAGGCCUACUGUGACCUCUGCUGCAAGGAGUUCUGCAACAAAUACUUCUUGAAGACCCACCGGGCGAACAAGCAUGGGAUCUACGAUGGUGGGGAACCACAACCGGCUGCUCCGCCGCCUGCGCAACCAUCCCCACCGAGGCGGGCCUCAGAUGAAGAGUCGGGUGGAACACCGCGGCGUCUCUCACCAGAUUCAGCGAGGAGAGCACGCGAGGCUGGUUUUCAGCCUGACGCGCUACGGAGACUCGGUGUCGUUAACCCGGAGGCGUUCUGCGAAAUAUGCUGUAAGGAGUACUGCAAUAAAUAUUUUCUAAGAACGCAUCGGGAGAGAAGACAUGGCGUCCCAGCACAUCCAUCGCCCGCAGCGGAUCUGUCCCCGCCUUCGGCAACGCCACCGAUGCCACUCGGUACACCAACACCGUUGACGACACCACUGGCGACACCACCGGCGCUUCCGGCUCCACCACCUGACACUCCUCCUCGGUCUCACUCGCUCCCACCACCAUUUGAUCCAGAAGAGAUGGCCGAAGUAAAACGCGAGUGCGAAGAAGAUUUUGAGGCAGCUCUACGCGAUGGUCAAACGAGCCCGUUAAAUUUAAUUGUGGAGGAACGCGGCACUGUGUCGCCCGGUUCUGCGAGUGAGGAGUUGCGGAAAUUACAAACGAUGAUUUCGCAGCUGAACGAGCUCGCGGCCGAGCGGCUCUCGGAUGAGCCUUCCGAUCCUGGUCCGCGCCCACCCUCUUCGUCUCCGCCGCCACCUGACGAGCGUCGUGCUUCUUCUUCAGGGUCUAGUUUUUGCGAAAUUUGCAAUAAGGAGCUGUGCAAUAAAUAUUUCAUGCGCACACAUAUGCAACGUAUGCAUGGCAUCUCUCUAGAGAGCGGCACGCAACUAGGCGGCGUCACCUGCGACAUCUGCCACAAGGAGCUAUGCAGCAAAUAUUUUCUACGCGUGCAUAAGCAUAACACGCACGGUAUUCCCGCACCACCGGCGCCGACGAACGCCGCGCCCGCCGAGCCGUGUCCGCUGUGCGCUCGCCGAUUUCGUGGGCCGCGAGCGCUGCGCGCACACCUGCUGGCCGAACACGCGCCGCCAGCCAGACCGCCGCCGCCGCCGCCGAGACCCCUAGACCUGCUCGCCAGAGACAAGCCGUACGCGUGCUCCUACUGCCCGUUCACGACGGACGUGCUCGCGUUCCUGUUCGCGCACGAGCGCGCGCACGCCCAGCAGCAGGUGAACGAGUCCUCCGAGAUCGGCAACGAGCCCAACAACGGCGUCGGGUGCGCGGAGGCGGAGGGCGGCGAGAGCUCCGGGUCGGCGGGCGAGGCGGGCUCGGCGGGCGAGGCGGAGGCGGAGGCGCAGUACUCGUGCUCGCGCUGCGAGUUCCGCGCCGAGGGCUUCGCGGCGCUGGAGGCGCACCUGCGCGCGGCGCACGGCGGCGCGGGCGCGCUGCUGGCCGUGCCGCGCGCGCCGCACGCGCCGCUCACCAUGCAGCCCUUCGUGGUGGAGGAGGCGGGCGGCGCGCUCAGCCUGGUGCCGGCGCUGGUGUUCCUGCCCGUGCGGCGGCGGGCCACGCGCCGCGCCACCGUCACGCUCACGCUCACGCCGGCCUAGCCGCCCGCCGCCGCCGCCGCCGCCGCCGCCCGACGCACGCGCGCGCCCGCGGCCCGCGACUACACCGCCGCGUGCGCGCGCCUACGAUCGCUGAACUGUACUAACUACAUUUAACGCUGUGUGCCUUCAAGCGAUUGCUGAAAAAUAUUAUGAGACGUAAUUAUAAUCGGAGAAGCUGUCCGCGGCCGCCCGCCCGAGCGCCACACCGCGCGGCGGCCCCCGGCCUCUUUUUUUUGUCAGAGUCUAACUUCAUAUAUUGAGAAUUAUAUUGAACGGGUGAUAUAUGAAACGUUACCGCUUAUAAAUUCGAUUAUUUAUUAUUAUCUCCUCGAUGUUCCGUCGGGUCGGUCCGAGACGAGUUUUUGAAACGUCGAUUUCGAUCGGGAGAAGAAAUACACCCUAGGAAUAAUUAUUAUUUAAACGUAUUAUAUCGGUGAGUGCGCACUCACGAUAGCGUCGUAGUACCGGUGCGAUGUUGAUCACUGAGCGAGCGCCUCGGUGGCACGACACGGCGGCGGCGAGCGUCGCCGCGCCGCGGACGGCUCGCCCUCCACCACAGUACGGGCCGACGAGCCGGGUGCCACUGCACCACGCCUCAUACAUGUACUACGACAACCGCUCUACCUCACGACGUUAGGUUUUAUAUUAGCUGUUAUUGUAUAAAUUAUAUUUUCGAGUUACCAUAAAGUACAAAUAUACUUACCGCGUUACUACGCCGCGCCGGACGGAGACCGGCGCCCAUGUUACGAGUAGCUACUCGAUACUAUUUAUUGUUGUCUACGAGUGACUUAAAGCACAAAGAUACGUACUAUUGGGCAGUGAUCAACAUUAAACGUAAUUUUAGUAUUAAAUUUGAUUAGAUAUGUGGUCGUGGGGCUCGGUCAGACUGUUUUUGUUGUGUAAUACACCAAUCAUGAUACGGGUCAUUGUUUCGGGUCUGGAUUUGGGCGCAGCUCUGUCCAGCCCCUUUAGUCGUUCGGCCGGGCUUUCAUUUACACUUAUUUGUAUUGUAAUCGAUAACAUAAUAUUAUUAUGUUACUGCAGGCGAUACUGGUCUUACUCCUCUCCGAUGUGACCCCUUUACCUUUAGAGUAAUUAAACAAUAUAUUUACAAAUGUUUUAAAAACUAUGUUUUCUACUAUAGAAUAUCUAGGAAACACAAUUAUGAAGUCUCCAAUUGUUCAAGGUUCGUUUACAUGAAUGAAAAGUUUUAAAGUAAUUAAUCAAGCGUAAACACCAUUUACAAAAGACUGAAACGUAAACUAUAUACCUCAGCGGCGCAGUGGAGAUGAAUAAGACUAGGCGAGUGUUCGCCGAAUAUUAUUAUCUUGGUAAUCAAGACUUAUUUGAUGGGUAAAAAGGUAACAAAGUUUGUUUAAAUAAUUCAUUAUUCGGUAGAUCAGUGUGGAGGUUAGCUUGUACAAACCAUGCAGCUUCUAAACAAAGUUCCUAUGUAUGUACGUAAGUUGUAAUUUAAAUUAAAAACUAGAGGUCGCGGUGGGAACGGCUCGGGAGCGGUCACUUAGAGGCUUGACACCUGAUACUAAAAAUAAUGUUGUGAUUGUUGAUCAGGGUAAAGCUAAACAUUACGCUUUUGUCGAACAAGACAUUGUUGUUUUACAGUUCCACUUGUUUGAAGAAGUCCUUGUUGUACAAACGUAAAUUUACGAAAACUCAGUGACGCAAAGCUAUAAUAGUUCCUAAUAAACCUUGCCAUUUAGACGCAAAACAUUCUGGUCUGGUAAUUUCGUACAGUUGUUAUUCUCGAUAGCCAUCUUCCUACUAGUCUUCCUGCGAGAACAGCCAAAUUCGCCCGCCGCUGCCGAGCCGAGACCGCCGCGCGCGAUACAACAAAUUAUAUUAAUAACGUUUUAAAUAAUAACAAAAUUAAUAAAAAAUGUACGCGUGGUGACGAUCCAACGAUGGCCGCGUAAGUUCUACACGAGAAGGGUAUUGUGGAACCACACGCUAUAGAGUUCAAUGCCACAGUUUUUACUAUUUGCGAAGUUACGCGACCAUUACAGAGGAGUCUCAUUGAAUGUAGUGAAAAUGUAUCGGCAUUGUGUUCAGAAUUAUUUCCCUAAACGCUUUGUACCUAGAGUGUGACAUUAGACAGACGAACAAUAGUACAAAUUUAAUAUAAAUAUACCAAUGCGUGAAAGGUAACGGAGGUUGGUGAACAAAUAAUAAAUCAGUACAAAUUAUUAUUAAGCGUAGUUUGUGAGGAGAAAGAAAUGACUACAAAUACAUUAGAGUUAUAUCACUCGGGUACAAAGCACAUAAUCAGUUGUUACAGUCGCACCGUUAUGCACUUUGAUUUUCACCAAUGUUAAAACUAUAACAGAAUUGUCUCUCAAUUUAUGAUGUUUACAAUUCCUAUUUUGAAUUAGUGUCAAACUAUUUCGAUUUUUAUUUGUUAAAUAUAAUGUAAUUGAAUUUUUGUGUAAUUUAUUUAUUGUAUUAACUAGUUUUUAAACAAAACAGAUAUUUUCAUAUAAUAUUAAUUAGUGAAAUGUGUAACAAAAAUAUUUGUAAUAAAAUAACAAAAAUGUCAACAACAACACUUGGAAUGCAGAACAAUCUGCAGUCUGGGUGACUGUCGUGACAAGAUUAUAUUUUUGAACUAAUCUAAGAUAGAACUGUGACUUUUCUGGAGAUAAUUCGAGUAAAUUCCUAACAAUAAAAUUAGAAAUACACUUUUUUUUUAUUUUAUAAAAUAUAUAAUAAUUUUUCUAUUUCACGUUUAACAAACAUGUUUUGUAAACUUUUAUUGUCGUUACAAAAUUUUAAGGUAAUAUGAGAGUGGUUUUGUAAAACUAAUAAAAUAUACAUUCUAUAUAAUGAAAAGUUCCUUUUAAGUCUUCUUUAAACAUUCCAAUAAUUAGUCAUUUCAUAUUAUUUUAGUUGUAAUAUUAUUCUAGUCGUUCUCGCUGAUUUUUUAUUUUUUUUUUUUAUUUUUAAGGAUAUUUUUUAAGUGCGACUGUAUAAUAAAUUCAUACUAAUGAUUUGUCAAGUUAAGUAUAUAAAAACUGUGUUAUUUCUAGUCAAAUUAUUUUAUAUAUUUUACCAAUGUGGAGACCGAAUGAUUUUAACCAAAAACAUAUACAAAAUUAAUGGAAUUUCUACAGUUUUACAGCAUUAAAUUUUAUAACUAUCGACUUAAAUAAUUGGUGGAGGUCGAUUUAAAAAUUUAAUAAUAAUUUUUCCAGUAAAAUUUAAAAAGAAAAUUUUGGAAUCCACUUUUGGUAAAAUUAUAUUUGAAAUAUAUAAAGAGAAUUAUAUUCUGGCUUUGGGAGAAAGCCAAACCUUAUGCCGCAAUCGUAUUGUUACAUUUGAUUGUUAUAAAAAAAAAGAUAUGUCUGUAUAUAAUAAUAGACAACUGAGUGUGUAUUAUAAAAGUUGUUAAAACGCUAAGUUGCCUGUUAUUAUAAGACAAUGAACCAAAUGACAAAAGAUACGACCUUUGCCUGUUUACAAACAAUAAAAAAAGCACGCUAGUGAUGUGCAGUGUAGUUUAUUAAAGUUCACAGAUUAUACCAUGAUUAAUUAUUAAAAAAAAAAAAAAUAAAGAAACAAAGUUGCCUAAACACCAAAUGUAACAUGGCGGCUUGCGGUCGGUAUAUGUUCCUAGAUCCGUCUGUUUGUUAUGUAUUUGUUUUCCAUUAAUAACUACGAAGCAUUUCUACCGUAUUCAAUAAAUUAAAUAUACAAAUAAUCCGCAUUGUUUUCCUUGUGACACCUGUGUGUUCUCGAAUCCAUUAAAUGUGACUAAUGCACAGUAAUUAGUCAUUUUAAAUAUGGUUAAUAACAAUUAAUGCUCUAUAAAUCGUAAAUCUGACCCCAAAUAAAAUAUUGCUGUCACUUAUGGACGGGAACACCUAGAUACCAGCUUAAACCCGUCGACUCAG